AUGCCUCAUUCAGUAUCUCCGAAGCAGUCGCCUUCCCAAAAUGACGACGAGGCCAUGCCCGAUGCCCCUGCAGAGGGAAAUGGCGUGAAGCUCGAAGAUAUGUUCGAAGAUGACGAUGACGAAGAGUUUCCAGCGUCGAGCGCUAGGGACGCGAAGAUGGAAAGCUCUCCAGCUCCAGUACCACAGCCUGCGCCGACCCCCGCUUCAUCGGGGGUGGAUUCAGAUGUUAUGCUUGCCUUUUACCAGCGCCUGUUUCCUUUCAGAUAUCUUUUCCAAUGGCUGAACCACGGAAUUGUCCCCACUCGAGAUUUUGGCAACCGGGAGUUCGCUUUGACACUGCAGAACGAUGCCUAUCUUCGAUACCAAUCAUACCCCACCGCAGACCUGUUUCGAAAGGAUAUCCUGAAGAUGAACCCAUCCCGUUUCGAAAUCGGUCCUGUGUAUAGCACCAAUCCUCGAGACCGCAAGACACUCCGAGGAGGCCAAAUGAAGCCCGUAUCGAAGGAAAUGGUUUUUGAUAUCGAUAUGACAGAUUAUGACGAUAUCCGAACAUGCUGCUCCGGUGCCAGUAUUUGCGGGAAGUGUUGGUCAUUUGUCACGAUGGCUAUUAAAGUCAUUGAUGCCGCCUUGCGGGAGGAUUUCGGGUUUGAGCACAUUCUAUGGGGUCUACUCGGGACGUCGUGGUGCCCACGCCUGGAGGUCGUGAAGGGUGGUGCUUCAAGUGGCAAGAAGGUCAACCUGAAGCGGCCCCUCCACCCUCAUAUUAGUCGCAGUCUCGAUAUCCUCAAGAAUCAUUUCGGACAAACAACACUUGUCGACCAAGAUACAUUUGCAGGCUCUGAGCAGGCAGACAAACUUCUCCAGCUGCUCCCAGACAAGUCACUCAAUGAUGCACUACGCAGGAAAUGGGGCUCGUCACCCGACCGCCCCAGUACCAACAAAUGGGCUGAUAUCGAUGCUUUAGCCAAGACUGGAAAGAGCAGCACUUUGAACACCAGCACCCUGCGUGAUGCCAAGCAAGACAUUGUUCUGGAAUACACCUACCCGCGUCUUGAUGCGGAAGUCAGUAAGAAAAUGAUUCACUUGCUAAAGAGUCCAUUUGUUAUUCACCCUGGCACGGGCCGAGUCUGUGUUCCCAUCGAUCCAAAGAAGGUGGAGGACUUUGAUCCUCUGUCCGUUCCAACGGUAUUGAAUCUACUGGCCGAAAUUGAUGCUUAUGACGCCAAGCAUCCAGCAGGCAGUGGCGAGGUUGAGAUGCCUGAUGCGGAGGGUAGUGCUGUCAAUGGCUCGGACAUUAAGGGAGCUCGGAAAAUGCAGGACUAUGAGAAGACUAGUCUCAAGCCCUACAUUGACUUCUUCCGGUCUUUUAUUGCUAAUCUGCUAAAAGAGGAACGGGUUGUCAAGCGGGAGCGAGAAGAGACUACUGGCCCAUCAGUGAAGCCCGAUCCGAUGGAAUUUUAG
Molecule: messenger RNA, 1461 nt
Organism: Penicillium malachiteum
Lineage: Eukaryota; Fungi; Ascomycota; Eurotiomycetes; Eurotiales; Aspergillaceae
Product: DNA primase subunit PRI1
Exons: 4
Coding region: 1-1461 (486 amino acids)
Biological process (GO): DNA replication, synthesis of primer
Cellular component (GO): alpha DNA polymerase:primase complex
Source: RefSeq, a predicted model, not a curated record